Molecule: messenger RNA, 2845 nt
Organism: Cynara cardunculus var. scolymus (artichoke)
Lineage: Eukaryota; Viridiplantae; Streptophyta; Magnoliopsida; Asterales; Asteraceae
Product: probable linoleate 9S-lipoxygenase 5
Exons: 9
Coding region: 16-2706 (896 amino acids)
Biological process (GO): lipid oxidation
Molecular function (GO): metal ion binding; protein binding; oxidoreductase activity, acting on single donors with incorporation of molecular oxygen, incorporation of two atoms of oxygen
Source: RefSeq, a predicted model, not a curated record
UCAGCCUUCGUUAAAAUGAUCUCUGAAAAAUUAGUACAAGAAGAAUCAAAGAAAAUGAGAGAAACAGACGCAGAAAACGAUCAACAAACAACGUGUACGUGUACGUGCAUGGAUAUGCUCCAUAAGAUUGCGAACUUGGUGUUGGGAGAGAACCAUGAGGCUAAGAAGACAAAGGUUAAAGGGAAAGUGGUGCUGGUGAAGAAGAACUUGCUCGAUUUCAAUGACUUGGGUGCGUCGAUUCUUGAUCGAGCUCAUGAGUUGUUUGGCCAGCGUAUCUCUAUCCAAUUCAUAAGUGCAACUCAUGCUGAUCGCAGAUCUUCAGAUAAGAGCUUGAGAGGGAAGCUUGGAAAACCAGCAAUCUUAGAGGACUGGAUUAGCACCAUUACCCCAUUGGAGGUGGGAGAAUCGACGUACGAGGUCAUAUUUGAAUGGGAUGAAGAGAUAGGAUUACCAGGGGCGUUUCUGGUAAAAAAUCUUCACCAUAGUGAAUUUUAUCUUAAGACACUCACUCUUGAAGAUGUUCCUGGUCAUGGUCAAGUCCAUUUUGUUUGUAACUCAUGGGUUUACCCUGCCGAACGCUACACGAAAGAUCGCAUAUUCUUCACUAAUAAGGCAUAUCUUCCUGGUGAAACACCUGAAUUGCUACGUCCUUACAGAGAGGAAGAGAUGGUAAUCUUGAGAGGAAAUGGGACUGGGGAGCUUAAAGAAUGGGACAGGGUUUAUGAUUAUGCCUUGUACAAUGACUUGGGAGAUCCAGACGACGAAGAGAAAAUUCGCCCAGUUAUUGGAGGGUCCUCUGAGUACCCUUACCCUCGUAGGGGUAGAACGGGCAGAGCACCAACCAGAUCAGAUCCUAAAACAGAGAGCAGGCUUUCACUUAUUAAAAGCUUAAAGGUAUAUGUUCCAAGAGAUGAGCGGUUCGGACACUUGAAGAAGUCUGAUUUCCUGGCUUAUGGAUUAGAAUCCAUCCUUAAAGUCCUUCUUCCUGAGUUUGAGGCUCUAGCUGAUGAUACCCUAGAUGAAUUUGACUCGUUAGAAGAUGUCUUGAAGCUUUACGAUGGCGGAAUCAAGCUUCCUGAAGGCCCUUUACUUGAUAAUCUUCUAGAAAAAAUCCGUUUUCAAAUGUUGAAAGAACUUGUUCGAUCAGACGGCGAGGGACUUGCAAAAUACUCAACACCACAAGUCAUUGAAGCCGAAAUAUCUGCUUGGAACACCGAUGAAGAAUUUGCAAGAGAAAUGCUGGCUGGAGUCAAUCCUGUUUCAAUUCAACUUCUGAAAGAUUUCCCUCCAACAAGCAAGCUCGAUACUGAAGUCUAUGGCAACCAAAAUAGUUCAAUAAGAUCACAUCACAUAGUGGAACAUCUAGAUGGUUUAGAAGUAGAGAAGGUACUAGAAGCCAACAGGCUAUUUAUAUUGGAUCAUCAUGACUCACUAAUGCCAUACGUGAAGCGAAUAAAUGCAACUUCGACCAAGAUUUAUGCUACACGAACUUUGCUCUUGUUACAAAAAGAUGGAACUUUGAAACCAAUAGCCAUUGAGUUAAGCUUGCCUCAUCCAGACGAUGAGAAGCUUGGUGCCAUUAACGAAGUAUACACCCCAGCUAAAGAUGGAGUGGAAGCCGCAACUUGGCAGUUGGCUAAAACAUAUGUAGCCGUGAACGAUUCUGGAGUUCAUCAACUCAUCAGUCACUGGUUGAAUACACAUGCUGUUAUCGAGCCAUUUGUGAUAGCGACAAAUAGGCAACUAAGUGUGCUCCAUCCAAUCAACAAGCUUCUCCACCCUCAUUUCCGUGAUACAAUGAACAUCAAUGCAGCUGCUAGGAAUAUCUUGAUCAAUAGCAAAGGUGUUCUUGAGAGAACCUUCUUUCCUGGGAAAUAUUCAAUUGAAAUGUCUUCAAAGAUAUACAAGAAUUGGGUGUUUCCCAACCAAGCUCUCCCAGUGGACCUUGUACUGAGGGGAAUGGCAGUCGAGGACCCAAAUGCUCCUCAUGGUCUUCGCUUACUGAUCGAAGAUUAUCCAUUCGCUGUAGAUGGGCUUGAGAUAUGGUCAGCCAUUAAAACAUGGGUUGAGGAGUACUGUAAGUUUUAUUACAGAAACGACAAUAUGGUGGAAAACGAUGCUGAACUUCAAUCCUGGUGGACGGAACUUCGAGAGGAAGGACAUGGUGACUUGAAAGACGAGCCAUGGUGGCCCAAAAUGAGUUCCGUUCAAGAUGUGAUCGACACUUGCACCAUAAUCAUAUGGGUGUCUUCUGCUCUUCAUGCAGCUGUAAACUUUGGGCAAUACCCUUAUGCUGGUUAUCCUCCAAAUCGUCCAACUCUAAGCCGUAGACUUAUGCCCAAGACUUCUGAGUACGACGAACUAAUGAAGGACCCUAAGAAAUUCUUUUUGAAAACCAUUACUCCUCAACUGCAGUCACUUCUCAGUGUUUCUUUGAUAGAGAUACUGUCGAGGCAUACCUCAGAUGAGAUCUACCUGGGCCAAAGAGAGUGUCCUGAGUGGACCAUGGAUGCAGAACCGUUGCACGCGUUUGAGAAAUUUGGCAAGAAGUUGAAAGAAAUUGAAAAAAGAAUAAAGGAUUUGAAUGAAGAUCACGAGAGGCUAAAGAAUAGGUUUGGACCUGUAAAGAUGCCAUACACCCUACUCCACCCUAGUAGUCAAGAGGGACUUACGGGAAUGGGCAUACCUAACAGUGUCUCGAUAUGAAACAUCUUAAUUUACCUAAUACUGUAUUUAUACUUUUGUGUUGGCAUUUCAACUACUAUUAGUUUCAAACCUUAUGCAACAUAUUUAGCAUUCUUUUUCCAUUUGGAGUGUUAUAAUUUAAUUAUUGUUCGUAUAUCUU